AUGGCAGAGCUCAGCCCAUUUUCCAUAGAUCCAUGGAUGCCCAUAAUCCAUAGAAUGGAACGUGGAUUUGCGUGUUUUGGAAUCCUCCUGAACUGCAUAUUGCUAUCGAUGAUAGUACAUAGAUCGCCGAGUGAAAUUGGCGUUUACAAGUACCUCAUGAUGUACAUUACUAUCUUCGAGCUAUUUUUUGGUGGGCUGGAGAUCAUAACAGUACCUCAAUUUCAUACAAUGGGCUCCCAAUUUUUCGUUUUCAUUGUGCCGGAAAUUAUUGAAAUGUCGGAUUUUGUGUUGCAGAUUUCUGCGAUGAUUUACUGCGGCUCAUUUGCAAAUUCACUGGCAAUUUUCGCAGUUCUGUUUGCUUAUCGAUAUCAAGUCUUGAGCGGAAACACUUCUUGGACAUCAUUAAACCUUCGAAAUGCCAUGUUCUGGGGCACCGUACCUCUAUUCGUAGGACUAUUUUGGACAGUAUCCACCAGAAUUUUUUUAGGCCGGAACACAUUCUUUGACAUUGCUUUAAGUCGAGACCCGUCACUGGCAAAGUUUCAAAAUAUCCGAUUCGGAUUUAUUGGAAGCUUCUUCUACCCGCAGCUUGCCGAUGGAACAAAAGUGAUCAACUGGGACUCGUUUAUCGGAAUGGCUUUCAGCACUUGUAUUCUUUUUGGAUCCGAGUAUCUGAUGCUUUUCUACGCAGUCAAAUCAUACCUGCUUACCAAGACACUCAUGCAAUCAGCAUGCUCCGCCAUCUAUAAAAAACUUCAGUGGCAACUAUUCUACGCUCUUGUUUCUCAAACAUUCAUUCCAAUUCUGCUUAUGCAAGUUCCAAUGUCUGCAAUCUUCGUUUCAAUAUUUUUUGACAUGUCCACCCCAACUCUUGGUCAUAUUCAAACCUUUACUAUUUCAAUUUACCUGGCAACUGACGCGCUUCCCACAAUGUUCAUAAUCAAGCCCUACAGGGAUAAAAUCAUAUAUAGAAUUCAGUGCAUCGCAUCAAUCUUCAAAGCAGUGCUGCCAGGUCAGAGUAGAACCAACUCUUCUGUGGUGGAAAUGUCGUCGAGACAUAUUUCUUAA
Molecule: messenger RNA, 1068 nt
Organism: Caenorhabditis elegans
Lineage: Eukaryota; Metazoa; Nematoda; Chromadorea; Rhabditida; Rhabditidae
Gene: str-232
Product: Seven TM Receptor
Exons: 5
Coding region: 1-1068 (355 amino acids)
Biological process (GO): detection of chemical stimulus involved in sensory perception of smell
Source: RefSeq, marked reviewed